Magnolia sinica is the source of this 1893-nucleotide messenger RNA. Its product is annotated as CDP-diacylglycerol--glycerol-3-phosphate 3-phosphatidyltransferase 1, chloroplastic. The transcript has 8 exons. Gene Ontology annotation, biological process: cardiolipin biosynthetic process. The record is from RefSeq and is a predicted model, not a curated record. Gene Ontology annotation, cellular component: membrane; mitochondrion. Lineage: Eukaryota; Viridiplantae; Streptophyta; Magnoliopsida; Magnoliales; Magnoliaceae. The coding region runs from base 72 to 1145 and encodes 357 amino acids. Gene Ontology annotation, molecular function: cardiolipin synthase activity.
GCCAGUGUAUCAAACGACUCCCUUCAAAAAAGACCUGGAGCAAGCAACUCAUUUCUCUUCCUCUCCCAUUAAUGGCGGUCUUCAGCUCCUUCAAAACCCUCUUCAGAAAGCAUAAAAGCCCUAGAAAUCCUCUCUCCCUUCUAUAUUACUCAUUCCACGCCUAUGGAACUGCUUCUCCCCUCUCCAUCUUCCCUCCUUCAUCUCCUUCUUCGUUCUCUUUCGCUCUCAGGCUCGCCUCCUCUCACACCCGAUUCUUCUCUCCGUUCUCCAGAUGGAUUCCCCUCUCCGGGCCUCUCUUCCUCUCUCCUCCUCCUUGGAAGCUUUCGCAAUCCGCGACUCCGCUCUUUUUGCAUAGCGAAUUCGUUUUGAAGAGGCCGGACUCGUUGAAUCUUCUCUCCACGAGGAGUUUUCCAAUCAGGUUACGGUUUGGAUCAGAGAAUUUGAUCAAUCUUAAACGGACGCGGGAAUUACAGAGCAAUGACGCCAUUGUUAGAAGUGCAGUCAGAGAGGGAUUCGUUAAUUUGCCGAAUUUGAUUUCGAUCAGUCGGAUGGUUUCUGGUCCGUUUAUUGGAUGGAUGAUCAUAAAUGAAUGGUAUCUUUCUUCAUUUGUGGGCUUAGCCAUCUCUGGGGCAACUGACUGGCUGGAUGGUUUCGUUGCCAGGAAGAUGGGUAUCAAUUCAGUGAUAGGUUCAUACCUUGAUCCCCUUGCUGAUAAGGUGCUAAUUGGCUGUGUAGCUCUAGCAAUGGUGAAAAUGGACCUUUUGCAUUCUGGACUUGUUGGCCUGGUUGUGCUAAGAGAUGUUGCUCUCAUCAGUGGUGCAGUAUACAAAAGAGCUCAAACGUUGGGUUGGGAGUGGAGAAGCUGGUCUGAUUUUGUCAACCUCGAUGGAACCCGUCCAGAGAAGGUGGAACCCCUCUUCCUCAGCAAGGUCAAUACAGUGUUCCAAUUGGUUUUAGUGGCAGCUGCUCUUCUUCAACCCGAAUUUGGCACUGAAGAAACUCAACCAUACAUCACAUACUUAAGUUGGUUAGUUGCUGCAACAACAGUAGCAUCUUCAGCAGCAUAUGGAGCACAGCAUAUGCGGAGUGGAUCAGCAUUGCCAGCAGAAAGAUGGCAAUCAGUUUCCAGAAGCAAAUCCUACUGAUCUGAAACUCACCAAUCCUCUCACGGAUACAGCCAGUGAGAAAGCAGACAUUGCAAAUUUGAAAACCAGUCUUUGGAUAGAGUCAUCCAAUUGGGAAGGGAUCCAAAGAUCCUUUUAAGGCUGUCUUUCGAAGAAAGAAAAAAGAAAAGCAAUCCCUAAGGCUGCAGUUGGAUGAAUAACUGAAUUGAAUUGCGACAUGCAUUUCGAUCAAGCAGAAAUGACAAAAUGAGGUAGCCGCCCUCAAAUCGCAAUCAAGUUCCUUCCAAGUCCAACCCGAAAGUAGCAUAAUUGCAAUUUGGAGCCCAGUGAGCGGAAGGUAACUAAACUUCAUGGUAUUUUCAAUUUAUCAGACAAAUACUUGCAAUUCAAUCUGAUAGUGCAUCCAAAGGCACAAAAAAAAAGAAAAAAAAAAAAGAGGCACCCCUAGUGUCUGUGCCAUUUGUUAUGUAACAAACAAUUGGAGAAGGCCGUUCGUGGGACUGGUUAAACCAAAGACCAUGAAGCAGUUCCACGAGAAAAAAGCUGCUGUUCAUGGGAUUGAUUUCACACAGCAAAACCCAUCCUUGUAAAAAUGGUAGAAUGAAAGAAGAGAAGCAUACAGUAGAAAGCUGUAUUGGAACGGUUGCACCUUCUAUCAUGCAAUGUUUUUGUUUUGCAAUCUCCUCCUUUUAUAGCUGUUUUCUUGCUUUUAUUUGAGGGCCUGUUUGGGAAGCAGGAAAGUAAUUGGGUGGAGAAAAUGUUAUUUUCA